Molecule: messenger RNA, 483 nt
Organism: Papaver somniferum (opium poppy)
Lineage: Eukaryota; Viridiplantae; Streptophyta; Magnoliopsida; Ranunculales; Papaveraceae
Exons: 1
Coding region: 1-483 (160 amino acids)
Source: RefSeq, a predicted model, not a curated record
AUGGAAGUUGCACAAAGAGAUUUUUGGUGGGGGUUCGAAGACAAGAGAGGUACUUACGUUACCUCAUGGAAAAAUCUGAGAGUAUAUAAAGAUUGUGGUGGUCAAGGAUUCAAAGACCUGAAGAUUCUUAAUAAAGCAUUACUAGUCAGAGCAGCAUGGAGAAUCUGCACUAACACUGAUACUCACUGGGGUAAAGCUAUUCAAGCAAAGUACUUCUCUUGCACUAGCCUUCUUCAUGCAAUUGUCAGAACAAAUUUUUCUUGGGCUUGGAAUGGUAUUCAGAAGCAGAUUGAGUUUAUUAAACAAAAUAGUCACUGGAGAUUAGGCAAGGGUGACAAGAUAAAAGUUUGGCUUGAUGUCUGUGUGUUAGGCUUAGAUAACCCACCAGUUCCAAGAGAAGAUAUCACAGAUAGAGAGUCUUAUAUUCGGGUUCAGGAUUUGAUGCUGCAAGAUAGGCAAAAUUGGAACAGUGAUCUGAUUUAA